Molecule: messenger RNA, 991 nt
Organism: Myripristis murdjan (pinecone soldierfish)
Lineage: Eukaryota; Metazoa; Chordata; Actinopteri; Holocentriformes; Holocentridae
Product: hydroxycarboxylic acid receptor 3-like
Exons: 1
Coding region: 8-991 (327 amino acids)
Biological process (GO): G protein-coupled receptor signaling pathway
Cellular component (GO): plasma membrane
Molecular function (GO): G protein-coupled receptor activity
Source: RefSeq, a predicted model, not a curated record
UGUAACGAUGGUAGGCGCCUGUGUUGUUGAUGGGGACCUGCUCUCCCUGCUCCUGCCUCCUCUGCUGCUGACAGAGUUUGUUCUGGGUGUCCUCGGGAAUGGUUUGGCUCUCUGGAUCUUCUGCUUCCACCUGAAGCCGUGGAAGAGCAGCACGGUCUUCCUCUUCAACCUGGCUCUGGCUGAUUUCCUGCUCAACUUGGCUCUGCCUUUCCGCGCCAGCUACUAUUUCUCUGGCAUCAACUGGGGCUUUGGUGAUGCUUUUUGCAACAUCUCACUCUUCACUCUGGCUAUGAAUCGUGGGGGGAGCGUUUUCUUCUUGAUGGCCAUCGCUGUGGACAGGUACAUGCGUGUGGUGCACCCCCACCAUCCCAUCAACUCCAUGAGCCCUUUACAAGCGGUGUGCUGUGCUGCUGGACUCUGGGUGCUGACUAUCUCUUUGAACGUGCACCUGCUGACCAAAUCCCACCACUUCAAAGCUGGCAACUCCAUCAAAUGUGAAAGUUUCACCCACAAGGACAGGCUGCACAGCACUGUUUUUUUCCUGGAGUUCCUCCUGUCUCUUGGGAUAAUACUUUUCUGUACCAAGCAAAUUUCAAACCAGCUGCAGGUCAGAGGGCUGGUCAAGGAGGUCAGGAUCUGCAGAGUUCAGAAGUGUCUCCGUUUGGUUACAGUUAUUUUCAUAAUCUGCUUCCUCCCUAGCAAUUUCACAUGGGUGCUUAUAUGGCUGAGGAACAAAGGGGAAGUUUCAAUCACCAGUGAAAGGGACUGCAAUAUCCAAAAGGCCUUGGACACCACCUUCUACAUCACCAUCAGCCUGACCUACCUCAACAGCAUGCUGGAUCCUGUAGUCUACUGCUUCUUCAGCCCUUCAUUCAAAAAGAUCUGCAAGAAGGUGCUGAAGCUUGACUUCACAUUCAUGAAACAAGGUGGUCAGCAGAUAUACCGCUCCUCAGUGUCCCACUCAGGAGGCAGCUCCAGACACAGGCAGUGA